AUGUCUUCACCUGAUAUUGAAAAGGGCGGCGCCUUUCAGCCAGCGUCCCCAACAAGCCAUAACAGCCAGCCGCCACAUGAGGGCACAGAUGCUAAACAUGAUAGCUGUUCUAUCAUCUCAGAGGCCAGUCUCUCUCCUGUCGAGGAGGAGAAAAGUCCCAAGGAGCCAUUUCCUGCCUAUGAACGGGAGACGGACUAUGAAUCGCCGGUAGUGGUGCAUAGGUCGAAGCGCAGAGGGCUCUUUGGUCAAUUAACCCUGCUGGCAGAGGUCGAGAAUCCCAAGACUUUUCCUCGGAGAGCAAAAUGGUUCAUUACAUUCAUCACCGCCGUCUCAGGGGCAGCGGCACCCAUGGGAAGCUCUAUUUUCUUCCCGGCCCUCUCUCAAGUGUCCAAGGACAUGCACACCACAUCCACCAUCACGAACAUGUCAAUUGCUUUGUACAUGCUUAGUAUGUCUAUUUUCCCACUGUGGUGGUCGUCUUUCAGCGAAAUCCUUGGACGACGGACAAUAUACCUCGUUUCCUUCAGUCUUUUUGUGGUCUUCAACGUACUCAGCGCAGUGUCCAAUUCGAUUGCAAUGCUCAUCGUGAUGCGGAUGUUAAGCGGUGGCGCAUCGGCGUCGGUACAGGCAGUUGGGGCUGGCACGAUUGCCGACAUCUGGGACACGCAUGAGAGAGGACGGGCAAUGGGUAUCUUCUACUUGGGUCCUCUAUGCGGCCCCUUGUUUGCUCCCAUCAUCGGGGGUGCCCUGUCCCAGCGCUGGGGCUGGAGAAGCACGAUGUGGUUCCUGGUUAUCUAUGGCGGCGUCAAUGUGAUAUUCAUCCUCCUCGCUCUUCCCGAGACUCUCGUGGUGCAUAAGCCUGCGGUCUCGGAUGCCAUUCGGAGUGGGGAACCGAUGCAGCGUCAGAUGAGCAGGGUCUCUUCCCGAAGAGUUGCCCAGUGGACUACGACAUGGCUGAAAAGGCUCAAAGUAUUCUUCCUUGACCCGCUGAAAAUCGUUCUCUACCUACGGCACCCUCCCGUUCUGCUCACCGUCUACUACGCGAGCGUUACCUUCGGUUCUCUAUAUGUAUUGAAUGUUAGCGUCCAGGAGACAUUUGGGAAACCGCCGUAUAACUUCUCGACUAUCAUCCUUGGGUUGCUUUACAUCCCAAAUUCGCUAGGCUAUGUCUUCUCCAGUAUAUUCGGAGGGCGUUGGAUAGACCGCAUCAUGCAACGCGAGGCCAGAAAGGCGAACAGGUACGACGAGAGUGGCAAGCUGGUCUACCGUCCUGAAGAUCGUAUGCGGGAAAAUGCCUGGCUUGGCGCAUUCCUCUACCCAGCGGGGUUGCUGUGGUAUGGCUGGACUGCUGACAAAGGUGUAUUCUGGCUUGUCCCGAUGAUUGCCAACUUCUUCUUCGGCGUAGGGUCCAUGCUUAUUUUUAGCAUGGCAACGACGAUGCUGACGGAGUUCAUGCCGAAGAAGUCGUCCACAGGCGUUGCGCUCAAUAACUUUGUGCGUAACAUCUUCUCCUGUGUCGGAACUCUUGUCACGUCUCCCAUCAUCCAGGGUAUAGGUAACGGUUGGCUCUUUACCAUUCUCGGUCUGGUUGGCUUUGCAAGCAGCUCGGUGAUUUUGGUGAUGAAGAUCUAUGGACCGCGCUGGCGAGAAAAGAAUAUCGGUUGA
Monascus purpureus is the source of this 1665-nucleotide messenger RNA. The record is from the annotation of a GenBank genome assembly. NCBI's taxonomy places the organism in Eukaryota, Fungi, Ascomycota, Eurotiomycetes, Eurotiales, Aspergillaceae.